This is a messenger RNA of Anguilla rostrata (American eel), 981 nucleotides long. RefSeq names its product dynein light chain Tctex-type 2B (gene dynlt2b). Lineage: Eukaryota; Metazoa; Chordata; Actinopteri; Anguilliformes; Anguillidae. Gene Ontology annotation, biological process: microtubule-based movement. The record is from RefSeq and is a predicted model, not a curated record. The transcript is spliced from 5 exons. Gene Ontology annotation, molecular function: dynein intermediate chain binding. Gene Ontology annotation, cellular component: cytoplasm; cytoplasmic dynein complex. Bases 188 to 562 code for a protein of 124 amino acids.
UUUCCGCCAGGCUCACACAACUUGGUUGAGGAAAAUAGCGUUGUUAUGGUAACCGGUUGUUCGUUUACAAUGAGCUGGCUGUUAGUUGGUAGUUUCGGGAUACAAAUGCUUUGUUUUACAUAAUAUAAGUUGCGUACUUAUAGUUUUCCAUUAGUCAACUAACAAUUGUAGGUAAUCAUCUUUGAAUAUGGAAGAACCUGAUACGUUGGAACACACAUAUAUCAUCAGGCCGAAUUAUCAGCACAAGUUUAAGGUGGGGGUGGUGAAGGAAUGUAUCCGAGAGGUUCUGAAAGAACAGCUUGGAGGCACAUCGUAUAACCCGCAGCUCAUCUCAACGCAGUGUCGUUCAGUUGCUGACUGUAUCAAGGACAAACUCAAAGACCUGGGUUUUGACCGAUACAAGCUGGUUGUGCAGGUGGUGAUCGGAGAACAGCGAGGAGAAGGAGUUAAGAUGGCUGCCCGAUGCUUCUGGGAUGCUGACACUGAUGGCCACGCCCAGGAUAUGUUCAUGAAUGACAGCCUGUUCUGUGUGGCUGCUGCAUUUGGCUGCUUCUACUACUGAGCACAGAGAGAGCGGCUUUCAGCCAGCGACGCAGCGCGACUGGGCAUGUCUGCUGCAGAAUGCGCAUCAUCCACAGACAGCAGCGCUCCACAGCACGUCGGAUAUAACACACGGCCCGCCUCCUCUCUGCUCAACCUGCUAGUAACCUGCCACCCGCUUGCAGGAAGUAAAGGACAAAUGAGAGGCGUGAUGCUGACGAUGGCACGUGCUCUGGAACUGCGUGCACACAGCCCUGGUAGCCGUACAUAUUCUGUAUAAUUCAUGAAGCUUUCAGAAGCUCAGAAUAAAGUGCUAAAAAGACAGAAUUAUUCCAACACAAGUGCUGACAGGACAACAGAGGACCACUUGUGCUAAAAGAAUGCUGAAUGUUAAAUGUGAAAUUUUUUUUUUCCCUGAUCUAAUAUAUUUGUUAUAUUCUC